AUGAGCGCACAGGCGACUACAGCCCUCGAACACCUCGAGCAACAUGCCAAGACGACUGUCAAGGCUUCGGCCCUCCACGGAGGCACAUUCACACUGCCAUUGCAUCUGUUCAUCCAAAAUGUCUCGAAAACAGACCGCAGCCUUGUGUCGUCCUUGUCCUUCCUUCUUGUCCACGAGGACUCUAGCAGCGGUCCGAAGAACAUCUUGUUCGACCUAGGUCUCCGCCGAAAUCUACAGGAGUAUAUCACACCGAUCAGGGAGCACCUGCACACGAGACAGCCCAUGAGCACCUCACCAGAUGUCCAACAGAGUCUGAUCGAUGGCGGUGUGCAACCUUUGGACAUCUCACACGUCAUCCUCAGCCACGUGCAUUGGGACCACACCGGCACGCCAGCUGAUUAUCCGCAGGCUCAGUUUUGGGUUGGGAGCGGGGCCCUUGACGUCCUCAAGAACGGACUGGGCGGAGGCCUGGGACACCAGCACUUUGAGAGCAAGCUCUUCGACGGGCUGAACGUGAGGGAGUUUGCAAGCACCCCCGUCUUAUUAUCACAUGACGGCCGCCCAGAGGUGGAGGGAGAGAGGAACAGCGGCUGGGGGAAGAUUGGCGACCUUUGGAUGUACGACUUCAUCGGUGACGGGUCAGUGUAUGUAGUGGAUGCACCGGGCCAUCUGCCGGGGCAUGUUAACCUCCUGGCGCGCGUUGGGAAAAAGAGAUGGAUCUAUCUUGUGGGAGACGCCUGUCACGACCAGCGCCUCCUGACGGGCGAAAAGGCGAUCGCAGAGUGGACGGAUCCGGAAGGGGUAUUCUGUUGCAUUCAUACCGAUAGGAAAGAGGCUGAGGCUACUCUUGCACGCAUUCGGGAUCUUCAAGCCGCGGCGAGAGAGAAUGGGUUCCAGCUCGAGGUAUUAUUUACACCGGCUUCUUAG
Cryphonectria parasitica EP155 is the source of this 927-nucleotide messenger RNA. RefSeq lists its product as uncharacterized. The record is from RefSeq and is a predicted model, not a curated record. The coding region runs from base 1 to 927 and encodes 308 amino acids. The transcript is spliced from 2 exons. Lineage: Eukaryota; Fungi; Ascomycota; Sordariomycetes; Diaporthales; Cryphonectriaceae.